Messenger RNA from Phytophthora sojae, 1440 nucleotides. RefSeq lists its product as hypothetical. NCBI's taxonomy places the organism in Eukaryota, Oomycota, Peronosporomycetes, Peronosporales, Peronosporaceae. The record is from RefSeq and is a predicted model, not a curated record. The transcript has 2 exons. Bases 1 to 1440 code for a protein of 479 amino acids.
AUGGCUGAGGAGGAGACCGUUCUUGUUGGCGAUGGACACCAAACGCGGCUGCUUUACACCGAAACUAGCUCGGUCGACAAAGCUAACCGGUUGUUUGGUGCAUGUUACAAUGGCAACACAGUGAUCAUGAUCAACCCUCGGCCCAGCAUGUUUCGACCAUAUAUCCGCGUCCCUGAAGGCACUUACGCGCUCGUCCAAAACCAAGGCCGCGACAUGGAUUUCACAAAAGACGGCGUGACGAGCCCCGUGUGGCCCGCAGGUUUCCACUGGGCUGGACCAUGGACUCAGGUCUCCAAUCUCGUCACGAAGCAGUUCAUCGUAUUCGAGACUCCCAUUAAGGGCUGCAAGACGGCGGACAACGUCACCGUCGGCAUCGACAUGUGCCUCAUUUUCCGCAUCAUGGGAGACGCCUCGAAGGGGGAAGACCCGAACCUGGUGCGCCGCUUUGUGUACGAGCUGGGUCCGAAUGGACUGGAGGUUCAGCUUCGAGCAGCACAGGACGAAGCUGUGCGUGCGUUGGCGCGAAGUGUUCAACACACUGAAGUGUAUAAGCUUCGAGACGGUACGAUGCAGGGAAGCUUCAACACCGGCAAGCUUGCCAUGCUCAACCGUGACGAGUCCCAGUCUACACCAGCGGAAACGGCACCAUACUUCGUGACAGAGGACAUCAAGAAGAACCUCAACGCCCAGUUCAACAAUUACGGAGUUGAGAUAACCAGUGUAGCCAUCACCAACGUGAAGCUCCCGCCGACGUUCGUGGAGCAGAUGCAGAGCCGCACAACCCACUUGAGCACCAUCAAGGAGCAGAACAUGAAGCAGAUGAACGACAUGCAGCUGCUGUCGUACAAGGAGGAGAUCGACACGACCAAGCUGGCACGCAAAAUGAUGCUCAUGGAGGAGGAACAGACGGGCAAAGCCAAGUGCGCGGAGAUCCAGAAGGAGAUCGACAUGGUGGGCACAGAUACGCGGGUGAUUCAAGACCAGAUCGCCCAGGAGACCCGAGUGCAGUGCAACAAGAUCGCAGCGGAAGCCUCACUCGCUAUUGAGCAGAUUCAUGCCGACACGAAGCGUAUUUCCAGCGAGAUUGCGUUCCGGUCCGACACUGAUAUCCGACUGGUGCAGGCUGAGGAGGACGCUUGUAAGAUGCAGCUGCAAGCUGAGGUCGAGGAGCUCAUCAGUGGAGGCGAGGCCACGACGAAGGAGAUCGUUGCUCGAGCGGAGGGGGCAGCAGCGAAGAAACUCGAGAAGUUCCGCGCGCAUCAGCUCGAUAUGCAGCGCCUUGACGUGCUCAAUUCGCUUUCGCAGAACCCGAAGACUGUUGUUACCGGCAACGCGUCCAACAGUCUGCUUGCUGAAAUGAUGGUGGCGAACCAGCAUGGCAAAGUGAUGAUGACCGUGGGCGAGGGUGGUGGCCUCAAAGGAUUGACUCUAGCAUCGUAG